UUCUAUUUACCAUCCACAUCCAGCUGCAGCUAGCUUCACCAAACAGACUUUUUCGUAGUUGCGUUUAUGAUAUGAAAGGGGAAUCUUGUAUUAGUCCAGAAACUACGAAUCCGUCGGGCCAAACCAGCCAUGCAUUUCAAAUAAGCUCUUUGAUUUCAGACAUUUAAAAGAAUUAACAACGUAAGGUAAACCAGGAAGCUAAGAGGUAGCAGCUGGACAUAGGUAGGUUAUAGGUUUUUUAAACCUCACUAGUUGUGUGAGGAUGGACAAGUUCGUAGUCAGGCUGUCAAAGGGGGAAUCACCGAAAAAAGCAAAAAGCAACGAAAAGGUCUACAAACAAACUACUAUUGAAUCUUUACGGAGGGUUGUUGUUAUUGAGGAUAUCAUGCGCUAUAAGUCCAUGUUGGAGCUGCCUGAGCAGAGCAAAGACAACCUGCUGACAGCCCUGACAGAGCUGAGCAAGAAGAUCCCAUCCAAGGAGGUGCUCAAGUCCACCAAGAUAGGUCACACAGUCAACAAAAUGCGAAAGCAUCCGGACCCUGAGGUGUCUUCAUUUGCAGCAAAAGUUUACACGGACUGGAGGACAUUCAUUGAGGAGAAUUCCAAUAAGCCGUCUAUUGAGGUGCGCGCCGACAAACAGUCUGAAGGACUCCGGAGCAACGCAAGAAGACUGAUGUCUGAAGCUCUGGAGGUCAAGGAAGAAUCUGGACUUAUAGACAACAUCGAGAGGGAAGUGUUUCAUCAGAGCUCCCGGUUGGUCAGCAGCUCAUACAGGCGGACUAUUCGAGCACUUGUGUUUGCCUUCAAACACAACCCUGAAAUCAGAAGUCAAGUGAAGGACAGCACACUAACAGUCAACCAGCUGGUGUCCAAAUACAAGAAAUAACUGAUGAUGAAACAGUCUGAGCCUCAAACGACACAAAGAAGACCAUGUUUUACUUGAAAAGUAGUUUUUUUUUUAAUUCAAAACAGGUUUUUUUAAAACUUUUUUUUUUUUAAUUCUCACUUUUCUGUAAAGAAAAUAUAAAAUAGAUUUACAAUUGGUGGCACAUCAGAAUGUUAACACUGUUUUUAAACAUGCAUGUUAAUCGAGCUCACUAGUAUGAAAAAAAAAGUUGAUUAUAAUGCCAUUCUUUGGAACUUGAAUCAUGAACUUUUUGGUUCUUGUAAAAAGUAUUUUAUAUUGUUGGUGAACAUUUUUAUACAAAAUAUGACAAAUUCA
Messenger RNA from Labrus mixtus (cuckoo wrasse), 1222 nucleotides. It is a transcript of the gene tceanc2, whose product is annotated as transcription elongation factor A (SII) N-terminal and central domain containing 2. Gene Ontology annotation, biological process: DNA-templated transcription. Gene Ontology annotation, cellular component: nucleus. The coding region runs from base 263 to 886 and encodes 207 amino acids. The record is from RefSeq and is a predicted model, not a curated record. The transcript is spliced from 4 exons. NCBI's taxonomy places the organism in Eukaryota, Metazoa, Chordata, Actinopteri, Labriformes, Labridae.